This is a messenger RNA of Vanessa atalanta (red admiral), 1119 nucleotides long. RefSeq lists its product as uncharacterized. The transcript is spliced from 6 exons. NCBI's taxonomy places the organism in Eukaryota, Metazoa, Arthropoda, Insecta, Lepidoptera, Nymphalidae. The record is from RefSeq and is a predicted model, not a curated record. The coding region runs from base 259 to 1044 and encodes 261 amino acids.
GAAAACGAAUCGAAAAAAUCAUAAACAUAAAAAUGGGAUUGUGUGUGCUGUGCACUCAUCAGUGAUAGUUACUUAAGAAGGGCAAAGUUUAAGUUAUAUUUACUUAUACUAACAAUUGCGUGGUACUCCCCACCAUUUGCUACGGAGUCAAACAGACCGGCUCGUAGGAGACAGUCACAACCUACCACCUCGAGCAGCCAGCUCGGGGCUCACGAACCUAAGGUUCAUAACUGCAAUUAAUUGUAAAUCUAAUAAAACAUGCAGUUAAUAUUCUAUAUAGUGAUCAUUGUGCUCCAAUUUUCAGCGAUAGUCGCUGAUUAUUAUAAAACGAAGCCAAAUUUUGUGCAGACUUGUUUGAAAAGUGAUCCAGACUUCGAAGAUUGUUCUAAGGACGCCGUACAACAACUAUUCAAUGCCUUGGGGCCCGGGUUACCAGAAAUAGACUUGCCCCCUAUAGAUCCACUAAAUAUUCCUAAAAUAAGGAUUUUGCAAGGCGAUGGGCCGGUUAACGUUAAUGCCGCACUUGAUAAUGUUGUGGUAACAGGUUUUGGACGUACCGAAGUGUUGCUCAGUCAAGUAGAUGGUGAGACAUACAACUUUUAUACAAGGGUCCGUGUUCCAAAAAUUAGAAUCGAGGGAACUUAUGAUUUAAAAGGCAAAAUAUUGUUAAUACCUCUAGUUGGCAGUGGUCUUUGCUGGUUUGAACCAAGUAACAUGACAAUAGAUAUCGUAAGUGACGUUAAGCUGUAUGAAAAAGAUGAUUUACCUUUUUUUAAUGUCACAAAGGUGCAUGUUAAAUACAAUAUUGGGGGGUUAAAAUUACAUAUGAGCAAUUUAUUUGAUGGAAUUUCAUCACUCGAGGAUAGCACAAAUGCGUAUUUAAACGCAAAUUGGCGCCCAGUCUCCGAGUCUUUGAGACCAAUAUUAUCAAAGACUAUAGAAGAUAUUUUAUUAGGCUUCAUGCAACAAAUAUUUCACAAUCUGCCCGGAAACUUUAUGAUUGGAGAUAUUAAAACUAAUCUAAUAAAUAAGAAAAGAAAUUAAUGUAUUAUAAAUAUGCUUUAAUUUAAAUGUAGGUUAUUUUAAUAUUAUUUAUAAUUAAAAUCUAAUUCUUAAGGA